AUGUACGGCUGGGCCUCCUACGACAUGCUGGGUUGGUGUGUGGCCUUCGAGCGAAGCGCUCCCAUGGAUUUACCCGCAAGGAGAGGAGCAAGCAAAGAAAGUGUUUCUGGCUCUGUCAUCAGCUCUGGAUGUGCAACGCAAAUACAGAUGUCACCUAAAUCAGGACUGCGAUGUUCAGCAGUUAAUGACUUGACUAGCCAAUCGAAAGCCGCCAGGAGCAUUCGCCCACUGCUCUCCUCCGGUUUGGUGCUGCACUUGCUGCUUUACGGGGUGGUCUACGUCGCUUCCACGGUCGGUUUCAUCUCAGCCCACUUGGAGCGGAAGACCUUCGGCUCGAAACUCGCCUACAGCGCUGCCUUCGUCUUCAUCCGCGCGGACGAGUACCACAAGACACUGACCGAUGUACUGCGAAAGGUUUCCGUUUCGAACGUGGCGAUGGUCUCGAUCUUGCGCGGGAGCUUCGACAUCAUUCUGCCCUGUGUGCUGGAUGCGGGGGGCCGCUGCAAGCUGCCAAGCACACACUCUGGGGACAUGACUAAGCUGGAGAAGGUUCUGGGCUUGCCCAUCGCCGGCGCCAACCUGAAAGACCUGCUGGCCGGGGACCAGGACCGUGCAGACUUCUCCUCCUAUGUUCGGAAUGUGGUGCGUCAGGCCGACUGCCCCCAGUCCUUCAACGAGGCGACGCUAUCAACCCAGGGUUCCUGGACGUGUCAAGCGGACGCCAUGCCCCCCAUUGCACAGGUCCUGCACAGCAAGAUGCAAUGCAAGGUCGCCAGCGGCACACGUCUCGAUGCCACGAUCCACCUCUCGGUGGUGCCCCGUUCGGCUUUGAGCUUUGGGAAGGAACGUCAGCUAGUCGCUGCCAUCCAGUUCACCACGCCUACCAUGAACGAGGCCAAGGAGACAGAUGUGGGUGUGGUGGGCUUCGAAAGCUUCCAGGCCAAGAAGAGUGUGUCCUCGGGUGGCUCCACACAGCCCACCAGCGACACACGGUCCAACUCCGGCAUUGUCGCCAAUUUGGCCGACCUCAACAAGCUGGGCAUGCCGGGCAUGCUCGAGAGUUCGGAGGCAGCUCGACCUAGCCUUUUUGGGGCUGUUUCAGGGACCAGGCAGUCGGGGAUCGGCAACAUGGAGACUGGCAGCGAUAGAUCCACUGUGGCCUCGGCACAGGAGAAGACAAACGAGGACUCUGCCUCCCACUACUAUGGAGCAUCCAUGACCGACGAGACCAUGUCCCACCUUGCGGCAUUCACCAAGCAGGAUAACUUCGGCCGCUUCAGCCAGGCUGCCUUCGACGCCCGCAUCGUGGGAGUUUGGGAGGGCACCGUCAACAAGGCUCUUGGAGGCUACCGCCAGCGCAUUGAGUUCUCUCACGACUGCCUUCAUGCGAACAUCACCGUUAUGGGCAAAACACUAGAGGCAUGCUUCCGCAUGGACUGCUCGAAGGACCCAUGCCACCUUGACAUCGAAGUCAUCCCAGCCGGCUCCAGCUGCCCUCCGCCGGCCAUUCCCUACAUUUUCAAAUUCGAGGGUGAUUGCCUCGUCCUCUGCGGUCCUGGCACCAGCAAUCUCCAGCGCCCACACAACUUCGACGGCAUUGGUCUCUGCGUGAUGGAGCGAGCGGACCCGUGCGGCGUUCCCAUGUCUCGGCAGCGCAGCAAGGCUUCCAGCAAGGCUUCGGAGCUGGAGCCAGACCCGGAGUUCAGCCGCAACACCACGGAGGCCACUGAGGCACCGGAGUCUACGGCCCAGCGCAUGUUUCACAAGAACAUGCCCAAGAAGGAGCUUGACAUGCCGAAGCGCGCAAAGGCGGACAUGAUGGGCCUCAUGGAAUGGAUCGAGGACAUACUAGUGGCAUGCAGUGAUUUCGGUGUUCUUUCGCCUAGAGCCUUCGCUUAG
Symbiodinium sp. CCMP2456 is the source of this 1899-nucleotide messenger RNA. The record is from the annotation of a GenBank genome assembly. NCBI's taxonomy places the organism in Eukaryota, Dinophyceae, Suessiales, Symbiodiniaceae.